Staurois parvus is the source of this 777-nucleotide messenger RNA. Lineage: Eukaryota; Metazoa; Chordata; Amphibia; Anura; Ranidae. The record is from the annotation of a GenBank genome assembly.
AUGGAGAGAAAAUAUAUCACACACCAGAAGGUUCACAAUGGAGGGAAGUCAUAUCAUUGUUCUAAAUGUGACAAAACUUUUACACGCAAGGGACACCUUAUAGUACACCAAAGAGUUCACACUGGAGAGAAGCCAUAUCAGUGUUCUGAAUGUGAUAAAGCUUUUACAGUGAAGUCAAAUCUUAUCAGACACCAGAUUGUUCACACUGGAGAGAAGUCAUCUCAGUGUUCUGAAUGUGAUAAAGCUUUUACACAGAAGUCAGAUCUUAUCAGACACCAGAGGAUUCACACUGGAGAGAAGUCAUAUCAGUGUUCUGAAUGUGAUAAAGCUUUUAAGAAGCCAUAUCAGUGUUCUGAAUGUGGCAAAACCUUUACAACCAAGAGGAAGCUUAAAAUACACCUGAGCAUUCACACUGGAGAGAAGCCAUAUCAGUGUUCUAAAUGUGAUAAAGCUUUUACUCAGAAGUCAAAUCUUAUCAGACACCAGAUGAUUCACACUGGAGAGAAGCCAUAUCAGUGUUCUGAAUGUGAUAAAACUUUUACACAGAAGUCAGAUCUUAUCACACACCAGAUGAUUCACACUGGAGAGAAGCCAUAUAAGUGUUCUAACUGUGAUAAAGCUUUUAAACAUAAGUCACAUCUUAUCAUACACCAGAGGAUUCACACUGGAGAGAAGCCAUAUCAGUGUUCUGAAUGUGAUAAAGCUUUUACAGUGAAGUCAAAUCUUAUCAGACACCAGAGGAUUUCACACUGGAGAGAAGCCAUAUCAGUGUUCUGA